Brienomyrus brachyistius is the source of this 1207-nucleotide messenger RNA. RefSeq names its product MIS12 kinetochore complex component (gene mis12). The record is from RefSeq and is a predicted model, not a curated record. Gene Ontology annotation, biological process: mitotic cell cycle; kinetochore assembly; protein localization to kinetochore. The transcript is spliced from 2 exons. Gene Ontology annotation, cellular component: chromosome, centromeric region; nucleus. The coding region runs from base 415 to 1068 and encodes 217 amino acids. Lineage: Eukaryota; Metazoa; Chordata; Actinopteri; Osteoglossiformes; Mormyridae.
ACAGUCCAAAAACAUGCUGAGGCUAAUUGGACUUGCUAAAUUGCCCGUAGGAAUGCAUGUGAGAGUGAAUGGUGUGUGAGUGUGCCCUGCGAUGGGCUGGCCCCCCAUCCUGGGUUGUUCCCUGCCUCGUGCCCAUUGCUUCCGGGAUAGGCUCCGGACCCCCCGCGACCCAGUAAGAUAAGCGGUUUGGAAAAUGGAUGGAUGGAUAUAUUACAACAACGCAGAACACAGAUAAUCGCCCCAAGCGUAUACUCCAGAUGACGCUUUCUAUAUAGACACGUGAUUUUCCCUAAGACGAUUGGCCAAGGAGUAAGGCGCACGAAUUGUUAUGAUUGGCUGCAUUACUUACGUCGCGAGGGAAUUUCGAACAGAAGCGAGGAUCGCUGACGUACGCUUGCGCGGGAGACGCAGAAAAUGGCUGAGUGUGGGAUUGAAGCAAUGCCGCUGUCUCCCGAGACUCUGAAACUGUACGAGGCUCAGUUCUUCGGCUUCACACCGCAGACCUGCAUGCUGCGGGUCUACAGCGCCUUCCAGGACUGCCUGCAUGAUAUCCUGAUGACUGUGGAGGCCGUUUUCGUGAGAAAGCUGGCUGGGGAAAAGCCACCAGAGAAGCUGAGCCAGCAGGCCAGGGAGUGCACAUCUAAGUUGCAUGCAUUUCUGCAGGAGCGCAUCCAGCGCCUGUCCAGUCGCAUGGAUGCACUCCUGGUGGACAGCGUGCUGUCAAUCCCUCCCAACGUGCUGCUGCCUGAGGAUGGCCCACAUAAGGAGCAGCCUCGGGACAUGAAGGAGCUGCUGGAACUGGAGGGGGAGCUGGCACAGCUGCAGCAGUGCUACCAGGCGGAGGUGUGUGCCAGACAGGCCCUGCUGGCUGAACUGGAAGAGCAGAGGGAAGUGCAGGAGGACCUGGACAACCUGUUGCGGUGGAUUGGGGAGCUGCGGGCAUCCUGGAUGCAGGGGGGCCUGGGGGACGUGCAGGAGAGCCUCACCUUUAUGACACGGACCGUGAAACAUGUGCGAGAUGUGAUGCAAGGAAUCACGCAGAAAAGUAGUAUGCUGGAUCAUCACUGAUCUUAAGAUUAAAAUGGAUUUAAUUUUAUCCCCUGGGGCGGUGGGGGUUCUGCGAUCGUAGGGUGUUUCUUGUUUGUUUAGUCAAAAAAAUAAUAAAUGUCUUUCUGUGGUUAUACUAAAAAGAAUCAAGAUCGAUUUA